GUGCUGGUGGGCGGCGGCGCGAAGGGCCAGAGUUGGCUGGACAACAUCACUGAUGAUCUACUGGAGGGCACGCUGCGGGACAUGCAGACGUCGGUGGUGAACUACUCGAAGCCCGUGAUCAACGUGACGUACAUCGCGGACUUCGAGUUCGACAUGCGAGCUAUGGGACAUCUAUACAACUCGACGCACAUGAUCAUCGAUUUCAUAGCUAACAAGCAAGCCUACCCUGAAGGCAUCGUGUCGGUGUCGGACGGGAACGUGGAGCUGGCGCCGAUUCGUGAGCACUGGCGCGACCUGCUGGCGCACUACGCCGGCCCGGUGUCCGUCAUCGUCGUCGUGCUCCUGUUCGCUGUGCUGCUGCCUCUUUUCGGCUUGUUUUGGUGCUGUUGUCAAUGGUGCCGGGUGGGGCGGCGGCGCAGGCCCUUCGACCGAAAGUACGACGCCUGCCUCAAGGGAAUACUCGCCAUCGUGUUCAUCGGUCUCCUCACCUUGUUCCUGUUCGGCGUGGUGUGCGCGUUCGCGACGGACUCGCAGAUCGAGAGCGGCGCGGCGCGCACGCCGGACGCGGUGCGGCGCGGCGUGCGCGACGCGCGCGUGUUCCUGAACGCCACGGCGGCGCACGCGCGCCACCUGCUGGUGGACAACUACGCCGAGCUGGAGGCGGCGCUGGGCGACGCGCUGGCGGCGGGCGGGCGCGCCGUGCUGCGCAAGCUGGACGACUUCACCAGCGCCACGUCCGUGCGCCAGCUCAGCCACAUGGCCGCCAGCCUGGAGCGCGUGCCCGGCGCGCUGCGCGACGUGCAGCGCGCCACCGCCGACCUGCGCGCGCGCGCCGAGGAGCUCAACGCCGGUCUGCGGCAGGUGAAGUCGUCGCUGCUGCGCACGCUGGCGCGCUGCCAGGAGCCGCAGUGCGUGCAGCUGCAGGAGAAGUACAAGAUCGGCCAGCUGGACACCGAGAUACAGUACAACAAGAUCCCGGACGUGUCGGAGCUGCUGUACAACGUGACGCAGCUGGUGGACGGCGACAUGCGCGCCGAGAUCUCAGCCGGCCUGGAGGUGUUCUCGGGCAUCAAGCGCACCGUGGACCAGCACAUCCCGCGCGUGCGCGAGGCCGUCACGGACACGGGCCGGCGCCUGGCGGGCGUGGCGGACGAGCUCACGUGGGCGGCGGGCAACGUGAGCGAGCAGCUGGCGCGCUCCCCCGUGCCCGACGUGCUGCAGGAGGCGCACCGCCGCUACGGGCCCUACCGCAGGCACGGCACGCGCGCCGCCUCCGCCGCGCUGCUGGCGGUGGUGUGCCUGAUGUCGUGGGGGCUGGUGUGCGGUGUGUGCGGCAAGCGGCCCGACGCGUACGGCGCCAGUGACUGCUGUAACAAGGGCGCGGGCUCCUCUUUCCUGCUUUGCGGUAUGUGCUUAAUAUUCGGCGUGGGCGGUAUCAUCGCGAUCGUGAUGUUGGUAUACUUCGUGGUUGGCAUCACAGCGCAGAGGUUCAUUUGCGAUCCGCUCACGGAGCCGCGCGGCAGCCUGGUGUUCGCGGACGUGGAGCGCUUCGUGCAGCUGGAGCGCGCGCUGUUCGACGAGCGCACGGACCCCGACUUCAACCUCACGGCCGUGCUGGCGGCGUGCCACGCCAACCGCUCGCUGUUCGGCGCGCUGCAGCUGCGGCGGCGCUACGACCUGCGGCGCCUGCGCGCGCGCACGGCGGCGCGCGUGGCGGCCAGCGUGGCGGCGCUGCGCACGGACUACCCGCCGCGCGGCCGCCCGCUGCGCAUCCUGUCGCCCGCCGCGCGCCGCCAGCUCGACCGCCUGGCCGCCACCGGCCUGUCCGACUUCGACUUCGACCGCAUCCUCUACGCGCUGGAGACGAACAUGACGUCGCUGUCGCUGGACGGGCUGGCGGCCCAGCUGGAGAGCACGGCGCGCGCCCUGGCCCCGCGCGGGGGCUUCGCCGAGGUGGCGCGCGACCUGCGCUCGGCGGCCGAGCACCUGGCGCGCCUGCACCGCGACGUCGUCUCGCCCAUGCUGCAGCGCACCGCCGAGCUCAACGCCACGGCAUCAGAACUACGCGACGUGCUUCGUUUCAACCAGUCGUCAUUGAGAGAGGCCAUCAACCAGCGCAUUCGCGACACGACUGAAGUGGAGCUGUUCCUCAACACUCAGGGCCCCGACCUCGUCCAGAACCUGACGCGCGACUUCGCGGAGACGAUGGGCGCGCGGCUGCAGCAGUACCUGUCCAUGGUGGCGGCGGCGGCGGAGCGCGACGUGGGCCGCUGCGCGCCGCUGUCGCACGCCUUCAACUCCACGCGCGACGCCGCCUGCCGCGCGCUGCUCAUGCCCGCGAACGGCUACUGGAUCUCGCUGGCGUGGUGCGUGCUGCUGUUCGCGCCGCUGCUGGCGGUGGCGCAGCGCCUGGCGCGCCUGUACCGCCGCCCCGAGCCCUACCCCGGCCCGCUGGUGGAGGCCGAGUAUUUGUAUGACGCGUACGCGGACCGCGAUAACGUACCCCUCGCCAAAGGGUCGAAGCGCAGCACGCUGGACAUCGAGGGCAAGAUCGCGGAGUGGCGCGGGCGCGCGGCGGGCGAGGAGGCGGGCGGCACGCGCGUGCUGCUGCAGGGCCGCGAGGUGGUGUGCCGCCUGCUGCCCGCCCCGCCCCUGCCGCCCCUGCCGCCCCUGGCGCCCCUCGCGCCCCUCGCGCCGCCCGCCGCGCUCAUCGACGACCUGAAGACGCGCCUCGACGCCAAGGACGAGGACAACGAGUCCGGCAUACACGAGUCCGAGUAG
Molecule: messenger RNA, 2781 nt
Organism: Melitaea cinxia (Glanville fritillary)
Lineage: Eukaryota; Metazoa; Arthropoda; Insecta; Lepidoptera; Nymphalidae
Product: prominin-like protein
Exons: 15
Coding region: 82-2781 (899 amino acids)
Cellular component (GO): membrane
Source: RefSeq, a predicted model, not a curated record